UGCGUUUCCGCGCUUGUUAGCCGUACUUUCGCUACUAAUAACUCUCCUCACCUUUUGCCUCCCCUUUCGCUCCGUUCUCCGACGCUUCCUCCCCUUCCUCCGAUCGCUCCGCUGAAACAAAAUCAUGGGGGAUGAAGGGCCUUGCGCCGGCCUCAGAGCCCAGAUCACAGAGCUUGAAUGCAAAUUGUCACAGUCGGAGCUCUCAAACUUUGUAGCCAGCCAAGAAAUUGAAAACCUCAGGAGGGUUUCUCUCAUGCACAGGGAAACCCUGGCUCGGCUACAGGAAGACAACAAGAUCCUCAGAGAGAGAGAGCUCAGGGAUCAAGAAACCAUCGAGGGUUUGUUGGGUGAAAUCGAGAAGAAAGAAAGAGAUUCGAGGGAGAAGCUUCUGGAGCUUGAGCGCGAGAAGAAGAGGGCGCAAGAUGAGGCCUUUGAGUGGAAGAAUAAUCAUUCUGGGGCGUCGAAGUUCAUCGAUGAGAUUGUUGCGGGGUUUGAGAGGAAAGAGAGGGAGUUUCGAGAGAUGGUUCUGAUGGUCGCAGGGCAGAAGAAGGAGGGCAUCGAGUCUCAGGCUCUGAGGGGUUCUGAAGAGAAUUGUGCUCUCGACGGAAAAGGGAAAGGAGAGGAAAUUUUUCAUGUUAAGGAGAAAGAGAAGGGGCAUGGAAGUGAGACUGAUUAUGAUGACGAGGUUCCUCUUAGCCAUUUUGCGAGGAAGAGACUUGCAGGUGGUUCUCAUUCUUCAAAACAAUGUCUUGUUUCCCCGAAGCCGUGGGAAUUUGCGAGCAAUGGAGGAAAAAGAACCUCUUCUGGUGAGGAAAAUGUGCGAAUUCCAUCAGGUUCAGCAAUGGGAGAACAAAAGGAGAGGCAAAAAGUUCCAAGGCCGAGGAAAAAACCUAAACUGACAGAUCUGCAUUGCUCGGCAUCAGCAAGAAAUCCUGGUUCUGCUGGCUUCAGUGGCGUUCUUGAUGGCGUAAUUCGAAGAUACCGCAAAAGCAUGGGUGAUCGUCAUUCUAUCAGGGACUUUAAUAACCAAAAAUGUCGGGCAUAUACUGGACGAACUCCAUCUCCUGAACAACGGGAAAAUGCAGUAAAGAGAGCUCUAACAUUUUGCAAAAGUUUGAGGUCUUGCAACCCCUCAUUCAUUAGAUCAAUGGCCAUGUCACAUGUCUCUGGUGGUUUUUGGUUUUGUCUUCCUGCGAACUUCUGCAAGGAGUACCUCCCUGCUAAUGAUCUGAAAAUGAUAUUAGUAGAUGAGAGGGGUUUCGAGUAUGUGGUCAACUACUUUGGCAGUAAAACUGCUUUUAGUGGUGGAUGGCGAGGUUUCGCUUUGGCUCAUAAAUUGGAAUUUGGUGACACGUUAAUAUUUGAAUUACAUGAGCCAGCAAGAUUUAAGGUUUAUAUUAUAAAAGCAAACCCACAGGCGCCAUGCGAAGACAGUUGAUGGCAAGGUUGCUAGUGGCCGGACCUACUAAUGCUGAAAAUCGAGAUUUAGAUAUAGUUGUCAUUCGAGUGAUCUCUAAAAGCUAGAAGCAAAAAUGGCAUAGAUGCAUGCCAUGUAUCUACUCCAUUUGCUUGCUGUUCGAUAGAUGCGUAAAAUAUGAGCAGCUUGCUUACAACAAUGAUGAAGUUUCCGUAAGUUGGAUAAAUCCCUGAAGGGUAGUUAUUUGCUGUUCUGUAAAUAUUGUGUGGUUACAUGACCUUUACAUGUGUAGUUUUAUUUUGUGUUAACUUUUUGUUAAUAACUUCAAGGAACGGUAGUUUGGUUGCUUGUGAAA
Messenger RNA from Asparagus officinalis (garden asparagus), 1772 nucleotides. RefSeq lists its product as uncharacterized. Lineage: Eukaryota; Viridiplantae; Streptophyta; Magnoliopsida; Asparagales; Asparagaceae. Gene Ontology annotation, molecular function: DNA binding. The record is from RefSeq and is a predicted model, not a curated record. The transcript is spliced from 6 exons. Bases 125 to 1438 code for a protein of 437 amino acids.